UCACCUCCAAACAACCGUUACUGUUCGGAGAAACCAAAAUCAGCAUUAAAAAAAUUCCGAUGACCCGGAAAAAGAACUCAACCUCUUCCCUCGAGAUCGACGGCGAAUAGACAUAAUAGACAACGACAUUGCCAAAAAUCAAGAUCCCACGACGUCGAAAGUUCCGAUGAACCAAAUCGAAGAAGAUCCAAACCCUAAUCUACCGGAACGUCUCUUCGCCAUUGAUUCACAUCCCGACGGAGCACGUCUUAACAUAUACUCAAGACCCGAGUACCUUGGUACAAUCGCUACCCUUCUCAAAGGCACUAAAGAAUGGGACCGAAUCAGGAGUUCACAAUUUGGGAAACUCUUCGAGCUCCCUGUCGCUCGGUGCUCACAUUCAGGCAAGUUGAUACAUGGUUUGUUAUUCCGACAGCUCGUCACUCAAAAGAAACACGAGCUUUGGUUCGUCUUUGGUGGACACCCUAUGCGUUUCUCUAUACGAGAGUUUCACAUAGUGACAGGUCUUAGUUGCGGUGAAUUGCCAAAGAUAGAGAAGAAUCAGGAGGAGGAUCCUGAGUACUUGUCUGUGUGGUAUAGGCUUUUCGGAAGUAAAAAAACUAGUGUUGUCACAGUUGGACAUGUGUUGGAGAUGUUGUUACAGAAUGAUAAAAUCACUGAUGAGAGAAAACAGUUGUCUUCUUGGAAAAAGCUUUGUCUGGCUCUCAUUGUGAUUGUGGAUGGUGUUGUUGUGUGUUCGGAUAAAGACUCAGUCAGUCCGGAUUUUGUGGAGAUGUUAAAUGAUAUCGACUACUUUUUGAGUUAUCCAUGGGGGAGAAGAGCUUUCACCGAGACCAUUCGUCGUUUUGGGCCGCCCAAGGACGAAUCUAAUCCGAUAGGAGUACUAAAGAAGCGUAUGAAACAGAAGACGAGCGCUUGCUAUGGCUUUCCUCUAGCUCUUCAGCUCCAAGCUCUUCAGUCUAUUCCGGUUAUAUUGGAGAGGAUAAAUCAUAUAACGGAUAUUCGGGACUUUACUGAGAGGUCAGCUGAGGGGUUAUCAUCCACGCGUCUGCUUCGUAAGACUGACAUACUUGAGGCUGAGGUUGAUGACAAACUUGUGGUUGCAUACACAUUGGAACCUAAGGGAAUGAUUAACGAAUCUGAGUUGGUUUGGGACACAGAGGUUUCUGAUCCUAAGGUGGAUUACAUUUUGAGAUUGAUCAACGAGGGACAUAUUUUCAAACCGUUUGAAUGGCCACUCUUGAAAGCAGCAUAUCAAGCAAGGCACAAAAAGCCUAUUCCAAAUAAGCCGAAGCAUAAACCUCUUACUAGGUGUUCUAUGAAGGAGAAGGAAGUUGCCAAGCCUCCUACCAUCCACAAACAUAUUUCUCAGAACAAACCAACGGAAAAGGUUCAUGUUGGCAGAGAAAGUAGCGACCCGAGGUACGUCACGCUUUCUCACUUGAAUGACAUGAAGGAGUGGAUACUGAAACAGAAUGAAGAACUUAGGAGCAAGAUUAGGGAGGACAUUAAAGAAAUGGUUGGUCCCAAAUCACAUUCGCAGGACGACACACCCGCAGGAGGAGCAUCUAAUCUGCGCCGAUCAAACAGGCUUAACACCAACUGUAAGGAAAACAUGGCUAAGACUGAUGCACUCUCUAAGAAAACCGGCAACACAGAAACGCGAAAACGUAAACGGGUAGAGGUUCACUCCAUAUCAAGUGGAGGCGUGUCAGGCAAUGACAACGAAGGCGUAGAGGAUGUUCAGUCUUUAAGGAAAGAGUCUAGAGUAAGUGGAGAGGAUGUUCAGAGUCCAUGGAAUGAGGACGGAAAUGCGCAAAGCCCGGGUACAUGUUAUCAGUGGGAUGAUUAUGGAGAUGCUCUAAAAAUCAUUGAGGAAGAGGAUUUGAUGCAGGAAACAAGCUACUUUGAUCACUGUCCAAAUUGUGUGAAGACUAAAGAAUCAAUGAUGAGAGAGAUAGAGAAUCUUAAACUGAAUCUUCAACUGUACCAAGGACAUAGCAUGAAUGAUUUAAGCUACGACGAUCUCCUUCGUUCAGAGCUCCAACUCGAAUCUUCUCUCCGUGGUGUUCGAGCUCGUAAGUUUGAGUUCUUGCAGCAGCAACAACAAACAGACAAGCAUAAGGGAAAGGGAAAGGAAAUACUCAUGGAUGAAGAAAGCACACAAUUUUCCAAUCCGGUACGUGCCUUGGUGUGUCAAAGGCAAGAAGCUGAUGACAUCAACCGGCAAGUGAAGAAGGAGUUCCCUUCUUACAGCUAGGAACCCGCCGGCUGCCACAACCAACCCCGAGACUAGGCGCAAACUAAGGCCCAUAACUUCUCUCUGUCUAGCUAAUAUCAGAUAAUAACUUAAGCAGAUCGACUCAGUUUGGUUCUGUUCAGUUGUUAUCAGCCCCUACCAGACUUGUUGCGUUGCUGACUUCUAAUGAACAUUGGCCAUGCUUUGAUUGCUUUCGUAUAAUAUUAAAAGGAAAGCUUUGUCGACAAAAAAAAAAAAAAAA
Messenger RNA from Capsella rubella, 2501 nucleotides. RefSeq lists its product as uncharacterized. NCBI's taxonomy places the organism in Eukaryota, Viridiplantae, Streptophyta, Magnoliopsida, Brassicales, Brassicaceae. The record is from RefSeq and is a predicted model, not a curated record. Gene Ontology annotation, cellular component: nucleus. Bases 167 to 2260 code for a protein of 697 amino acids. Gene Ontology annotation, molecular function: DNA-binding transcription factor activity. The transcript is spliced from 6 exons. Gene Ontology annotation, biological process: regulation of DNA-templated transcription.